Molecule: messenger RNA, 333 nt
Organism: Diatraea saccharalis (sugarcane borer)
Lineage: Eukaryota; Metazoa; Arthropoda; Insecta; Lepidoptera; Crambidae
Source: the annotation of a GenBank genome assembly
AUGGAACCCGCAGCAACGUCGACAGAUGAUGACGACAGUCAACUGUCUUCAUUGCCUCCUAAUAAUGAUGACCACGAGGUAACGGAUGAAGAUAUAGCAGGGCUACUCCGUCAAAGGCCGCAUACUGUACCUCAUGCUGAGAUUCUUCGCGCGGUUUACGAUCGUGUCAAUGACGUAUCUAGUACACUGCGUACGCGCGCACUCGCUAUACUUACAGAUUGCGUAGCCAGUGAACGUCCACCAAUGAAGGAGGCUCUACGGGUAUUUAGAAUAUUUUUUUCUUUUUUAUUUUAUUUAAAUAAAUUAUUUUAUUUUAUUUUUAUUAAUUAUUAA